This is a messenger RNA of Paramacrobiotus metropolitanus, 973 nucleotides long. RefSeq lists its product as uncharacterized. The coding region runs from base 246 to 866 and encodes 206 amino acids. Lineage: Eukaryota; Metazoa; Tardigrada; Eutardigrada; Parachela; Macrobiotidae. The record is from RefSeq and is a predicted model, not a curated record. The transcript has 3 exons.
GAUCGUUUCCGUUUUUGCGAACUAACUGGCCAGUGGUACAAUAUUGUAACUGAAUAGCCCACACCGCAUCAAAUUUCCACAUCGCCCAUAAAUACCCUUGACGGCGUCGCACGCUCAUUUACUUUUACUUCAACCGAUUCUAGACUGUUAAAGCGGUAAAACAAUUUGUUUUGUCUGUUCCAUGAAAGCGAUUGUGUAGCCAAGAGUAUCCAGCUGAUUAUCCAAUAAUUUCGUGCCUGCUUGUAAUGACUCUUCGACUCGUCACCUUUGCGGUGCUGUCGGCAUUAGCCGCGGUACGAGCGCAGGAAGAUCUCAUACGGAUGAUGAUGCUGUCCAGUCUGUUGUCGGGUGGAGGAUUUGGAGGCGGCGGACAGUCCGCUCCGCAGCAGAAUACUCACAUGAUGACUGGCUUCGAAGGGGAUCCGCGCAGUAGCGGCGGAAGUGCAACGGGGAUUUCCUCGCAGUCGUCUAAUCCGGGCGGUCUGUUCGGUGGACUGAUGGGGCUUCUGUCGCGUAACGCUGGAGGAAAUGCCGCGCCUCUGCUUCUGGAUGUCGACGGUGAUAUUCUCCGCUCUCAGUUAUGGCAACGUGGCCUUUUAGGAGGAACUGGUGCGGGAAGUCCCGGGGCGGGUCACGCGGAAGCCGGUCCCGCAUCGCCGGUAAACCACCGAGACGCCAGUCCCGUUAACAGCCCACUGGUCAACGGGGCUGCGCCCAGCGGAACGGGUGCGCACCCUGCCAGAGCGCGAUCCAUGCCCCUGCAUAUCGAAUUCGCUAGCAACGCCGGUCCGGCUGAAAGCAAACCUGCCAACGAAAGACAGAACUAUGCCUCAAGUUCGAAUCAUGCAACUCCUAAAAACCAGUAAACGAUGGACCCAUGGAUGAUUGACCUCACUUCCUGGCUCCUGUAGUAGUAUUCGUAGAUAAACAUCCUGCUUGUGUUUGUUGAAACUGCAUAUUAAUGAUAACUAAU